AUGCUUCCAAUAGAAAAAGAAAAUUCAAGAGUUGCUACAACUAAACCAUUAGAUGAACUUUUUACUAAUGUCGGUCAAAAGUUUGAGACAGAUACCGUAAAGCAUGAAGGCUAUCGUUUUGACUACCCAUUAAGAUGGUUAAGAGACCCAUCUGUCACAAAAGCUAUUGGCUUUCGUAGAAUGAAGUUUGUGUCUGUAGAAGAUAAAAGUUUUCCAUUUAUUGUAAGGUUUCAUAUAGAUUAUAUAUCUGAAGGGAAACGAAAAAUGUGGGAAGAAAUUGAGCUAAUACAAGUUGACCUUUCAUCUUCUCUACAGACUGCGUUAAAAAAUAUAGAAGAUAAAAUAAAUUCAUGUUAUGCAAAAUAUGCUGAUGAAUAUGCAAAUACCGAGAGCACACUUUAUGUGAGAAUUGUAUAUGACAAACAAAAUUCACAAGUGUCAUUUCAAAUCUACGAAGACAAUCCAAAGAAAGACGAACAAAUAUAUACAGAAUUCACUGCAAUGUCAUGGUAUUAUUUGCAAAGAAUGUUAA
Trichomonas vaginalis G3 is the source of this 532-nucleotide messenger RNA. RefSeq lists its product as uncharacterized. The transcript has a single exon. Lineage: Eukaryota; Parabasalia; Trichomonadida; Trichomonadidae. The annotation marks the transcript as partial. The record is from RefSeq and is a predicted model, not a curated record.